CUGAGCUGCAGGCGAAUCUGUUCCUCGAUCUGUUUACAGGGGAAGAAAUAAAUACACAGUGUGUGUCGGUGUCAGCCGUUCAAACAAAGCGGCGCUAUGAACGAACAGAAAUGGAUACAGACGUUAACUCGAUUUCAGGCUCAGUGUCGUGGUUAUACGAUGAGGAAAGGUCUGAGUUUGGUUCGGACUCAGUUUGAAGAGACAGUGCGAGAGAUUGAUGGAGGAUUGGAUCACCUGCAGUGGAGAGGAAACAUAAUUCCCAAACCUCACUUCACUGACACUGAAAGCCUAUUGCUGCAGUAUGAAUGCUCCAGGUUUCAGUCCCAUGACCGUCUGGAUGAUUCAGAGGGAACAGAAAACAGAGAAUGAGGGCAGUGAGAAAUCUCUCCCACAGUCUGAAAUCCAGGUACCAGAGAGAGACGAAGCUGCUG
Molecule: messenger RNA, 431 nt
Organism: Sinocyclocheilus anshuiensis
Lineage: Eukaryota; Metazoa; Chordata; Actinopteri; Cypriniformes; Cyprinidae
Product: IQ domain-containing protein C-like
Exons: 3
Coding region: 97-369 (90 amino acids)
Source: RefSeq, a predicted model, not a curated record